UGGAUAGUGUCGGUUUACAGUAACAGAGGACAAAGAGAUUCGUUACCAAACAUUCAAGACUGUUGUCACUUUUCAGUUCAGUUUUUCGUUGCAAUCCAACAGAACUGAAAUGAAUUAAGCUAACAGCUCCAAUCGAAACGUGUUGGUAGUUACGUUUGCAACCAUUAAUGGGUAACACCCACCGCAAACACCGUGCUAAUUCCGCCCCACACAACACCGUUCCUCCGCCUUAUAAAUAUGGCACAACUCACUCACCGAUCAUCCCAACCCAAAACCAACCUUCUACUUCCAAUUCCAACAACAACAGCAACAUGCUCUCUUUGCCUUACGCCCACGUCGACUCCACUCUCCGCGCCCUCGCCGCCAACGCCGAGGGAUUCGGCCGCUGCGCCGUUGGUGGACUUCACGGUGCUCUUUAUCAUGUCACCUCUCUUGCAGAUGAUGGACCUGGAUCACUACGUGACGGUUGUCGGAGAAAAGAACCUUUGUGGAUUGUGUUUGAGGUUUCUGGCACUAUUAAUCUUUCGUCGUACUUGAGCGUGUCGUCGUACAAGACCAUUGAUGGGAGGGGCAAGAGGAUUAAGCUCACGGGAAAAGGUUUGAGGCUGAAGGACUGCCAGCAUGUGAUCAUUUGCAAUUUGGAGUUAGAAGGAGGAAGAGGGUCUGAUGUUGAUGGCAUUCAGAUAAAGCCUAAUUCACAGCACAUAUGGAUAGACCGUUGCAGUCUCAGUGAUUUUGAUGAUGGGCUCAUAGAUAUUACAAGAGAAAGCACAGAUAUAACUAUUUCAAGGUGUCAUUUCUCGCGGCAUGACAAAACAAUACUCAUAGGGGCAGAUCCCUCUCAUGUUGGUGACAGAUGCAUGAGGGUCACCAUUCACCAUUGUUUCUUUAAUGGGACUCGACAGAGACACCCUCGUGUUAGAUAUGCUAAAGUACAUCUGUACAAUAAUUACACCAGAGACUGGGGCAUAUAUGCUGUUUGUGCCAGUGUGGAAUCCCAGAUAUUCUCUCAACAUAAUAUCUAUGAGGCAGGCCACAAGAAGGUGGCAUUUAAGUAUCUUCAUGAGAAGGCAGCAGAUAAGGAAGCAGAAGCAACUGGUUAUAUAAGGUCUGAAGGAGACUUGUUUCUAAAUGGUGCUCAACCAGGGUUACUAACUCAGAAUGUUGAGUGUAACAUGUUUCACCCCAGUGAAUACUAUCCCACAUGGACAGUGGAACCUCCAAAAGAUGAUCUAAAACAGGUUCUUCAUCACUACACUGGAUGGCAAUCCGUUGCGAGACCAGCAGAUCAAACAGUUUGCGCAGACUAGAAGCUAAGCUGUUGUCCAAAUCAGUAUUAUCUGAUUUUCACCGACCCCUGGGGUUCUUCUGGGCAUAUUAAAUUACUUUAUAUGUGUAUAUAAUGAUUGCGUGAACUAAUAAUGCUUAUGUUGCAUCCAGUUUAGCAAGUUACUUAAUGUGCACUCAAUGUAACCCUGCAUUCAGUGUGGUCUCCCUCGAGACCAGAAAGUUACCAACAUCAACAACAACAACAACAAUAAUAAUAGUAACAAUAGCAUUUGUGGGGCUGAGGUAUUCCCCAGUUAGUUA
Molecule: messenger RNA, 1590 nt
Organism: Lotus japonicus
Lineage: Eukaryota; Viridiplantae; Streptophyta; Magnoliopsida; Fabales; Fabaceae
Product: probable pectate lyase 4
Exons: 5
Coding region: 168-1310 (380 amino acids)
Molecular function (GO): pectate lyase activity
Source: RefSeq, a predicted model, not a curated record